UGGCAUGUGCUGUUCCCCUACUUCCGGUGAAGAUGGCGCUGAGCAGAGGCGUCGCGGCGCUAUGGAGGACAUCCAAGGUGUUGACGUCCAGAAAGCUUCUCCCUUCUCUCGCUGCGGCCCGAGCUCAGGGCUCGGUUAGCGGGGACGGAGUGCCGCGGACCUCCUUGUCGGUUCCUCCGUGGCCGGAAAUCAAGUUGCUACCGGAGGAGGAUCAGCGCCGCCAACACGCCGCCCUGGUGAGCGCCGUCAACCGGUGGAUCGAGAAGAUGGACUUCGGUCGUCUGUUCGCGGUGGUUCACUUCGCCAGCCGGCAGUGGAAGGUCACCGACGAGGACUUGAUCUUGAUCGAGAACCACAUCGACGCGGGCUGCGGCGAGCGGAUCCGGAUGGAGAAGGUCCUGCUGGUCGGGGCGGAGGACUUCACGCUGGUCGGCAGGCCUCUGCUGGGGAAGGAGCUGGUCCGGGUCGAGGCCACCGUCAUCGAGAAGACCGAGUCCUGGCCCAAAGUCCACAUGGUGUUCUGGAAGAGACACCGCUUCCAGCGCAAGAAGAUUGUCGUCCAACCUCAGACGGUGCUGAGGAUCAACCGCAUUGAAGUGGCCCCCAGACUGGCAUGAUCCUCAGAACUAGUCCUGGUGGGCCCCAGACUGGCAUGAUGCUCAGAACUAGUCUUGUGGACCCCAGACUGGCAUGAUCCUCAGAACUAGUCUUGUGGAUCCCAGACUGGCAUGAUCCUCAGAACUAGUCCUGGUGAACCACAGACUGGCUUGAUCCUCAGAACUAGUCUUGUAGACCCCAAACUGGCAUGAUCCUUACAACUAGUCCUGGUGAACCACAGACUGGCUUGAUCCUCAGAACUAGUCUUGUGGACCCCAGACUGGCAUGAUCCUCAGAACUAGUCCUGGUGAACUACAGACUGGCUUGAUCCUCAGAACUAGUCUUGUGGACCCCAGACUGGCAUGAUCCUCAGAACUAGUCUUGUGGACCCCAGACUGGCUUGAUCCUCAGAACUAGUCUUGUGGACCCCAGACUGGCAUGAUCCUCAGAACUAGUCUUGUGGACCCCAGACUGGCUUGAUCCUCAGAACUAGUCUUGUGGACCCCAGACUGGCUUGAUCCUCAGAACUAGUCUUGUGGACCCCAGACUGGCAUGAUCCUCAGAACUAGUCUUGUGGACCCCAGACUGGCAUGAUCCUCAGAACUAGUCUUGUGGACCCCAGACUGGCAUGAUCCUCAGAACUAGUCUUGUGGACCCCAGACUGGCAUGAUCCUCAGAACUAGUCUUGUGGACCCCAGACUGGCUUGAUCCUCAGAACUAGUCUUGUGGACCCCAGACUGGCUUGAUCCUCAGAACUAGUCUUGUGGACCCCAGACUGGCAUGAUUCUCACAACUAGUCUGGUGAACCACAGACUGGCAUGAUCCUCAGAACUAGUCCUGGUGGACCCCCUGACUGGCAUGAUCUUCAGAACUGGUCCUGGUGUAGCACACACAUGGACUCUUUCGACUUGAACUGUUGCCUUAGUGUAAAUAAAAUGUUUGGUUAACUGAC
Molecule: messenger RNA, 1549 nt
Organism: Nerophis lumbriciformis (worm pipefish)
Lineage: Eukaryota; Metazoa; Chordata; Actinopteri; Syngnathiformes; Syngnathidae
Source: RefSeq, a predicted model, not a curated record